CGACGCUGCCCCCUCUCUCCUUCCGCUACGGUUCUCUUGUUCUUGUUCGUCUCUCCCUCCCCCUUCUCCAGUCUCCACACAACCCGCUCGCUCUCCCGCACCCGCAUCGCGAUUCCCUUUGUCCAAGCUUCGCUAGGGUUAGGGUUUGGCCUCCGUCUGUCCCGUCGAUGGCUGCUGCGGCGGCCGCGCGUCAGAGGUGAGGCGAGGCGCGUGGUUGAUUGAUUCGAGGAGGGGGAGGAAGCAGAGGGAUGGACCCAGACUUCUCGCGGGCAAGCGGGGGGCCGAGCUUCGAGUUCGCCUUCAACUCGGUCAACUUCUCCGACCGGGUGCUGCGGAUCGAGAUCGUCGCCGGGGACGAUGCCCCCGGGGCCAAGGGCGCCGCCGGCGAGGGCUGCUCAUCGCUCGCCGACUGGGCGCGCCACCGCAAGCGGCGACGGGAGGAGCUCCGACGCGGCAAAGAAUCAGGAGCAAACUGCAAAGUUGAAGCUGAAGAAUGUUAUACCUAUGAGGAAGGCAAUGAGGAACCUGUAGCUAUGAUAGAAGAAUCUCCACCUGAUAUUGAGCAAGAUGGUGAGGAUGGACAAAGCAGUGAUUCAUCCUGGAGUAUGGAAUGUACUCAGAUUUUGAGAGUAAAGUCUAUCUAUAUCAGCUCUGCAAUUCUAGCUGCAAAGAGCCCUUUCUUUUACAAGCUUUUCUCAAAUGGAAUGAAAGAAUCUGAUCAGAGGCAUGCAACUCUUAGAAUAACUGCUUCAGAGGAAAAUGCCCUUAUGGAGCUUCUAAGCUUUAUGUAUAGUGGCAAGUUGACGACAAAUCAGCCAACUCUCCUGCUGGAUAUAUUGAUGAUUGCUGACAAAUUUGAGGUCGCUUCGUGUAUGAGGCACUGCAGUCAAUUGCUUAGAAGCUUGCCAAUGACCACAGAGUCUGCACUGCUUUAUCUAGAUCUCCCCUCCAGCAUUUCGAUGGCUACUGCAGUUCAGCCAUUGACUGACACUGCUAAGGAAUUCCUUGCCAAUAAAUACAAAGAUUUGACCAAGUUCCAAGAUGAAGCGAUGACCAUUCCUCUCGCUGGAAUUGAAGCCAUACUGUGGAGUAAUGACCUUCAGGUGGCAUCAGAGGAUGCUAUCUACGAUUUUGUGAUCAAGUGGGCACGUGCUCAAUACCCAAAAUUGGAGGAAAGACGUGAGAUCUUGGGCACUCGUUUGCUGCCCCUUGUCCGUUUCUGCCAUAUGACCUGCAGGAAGUUGCGGAAGGUUCUUGCAUGCAGUGAUCUGGAUCACGAGCAGGCAACUAAAUGUGUCACAGAGGCACUUCUUUACAAAGCUGAUGCACCACAUCGGCAGCGUGCCCUUGCAGCAGAUGUGAUGACCUGUAGGAAAUAUGCUGAGCGAGCUUACAAAUAUCGCCCACUUAAGGUCGUGGAGUUUGAUCGACCAUAUCCGCAGUGCAUAGCAUACUUGGACCUGAAGCGUGAGGAGUGCAGUCGACUUUUCCCAUCUGGGCGGAUAUACUCGCAAGCAUUUCAUCUAGCUGGACAGGGCUUCUUCCUCUCAGCACACUGUAAUAUGGAUCAGCAAAGCGCGUUCUAUUGCUUUGGUCUCUUCCUGGGGAUGCAAGAGAAAGGCUCAACAAGUGUUACCGUAGAUUAUGAGUUUGCUGCAAGGACAAGGCCAUCAGGUGAGUUUGUCAGCAAGUAUAAGGGCUACUACACCUUCACUGGUGGUAAGGCGGUUGGCUACCGGAAUCUCUUUGCGAUUCCAUGGCCCUCGUUUAUGGCUGAUGACAGCCUCUUCUUCAUUGACGGGGUACUACAUCUGAGAGCUGAGUUGACCAUAAAGCAACCUUAGACUGCAGAUGGUGUGUUACUAACUGCGUCUGUGCGGUCGUGACUAAACUGUGCAAUGAUGGGCUGCAGUGUGUAAAAUCUUGUGUGAUUCAGACAUGAUGUUUUCUUACAACUAAAUAGACAAUUUGGAAACGAGAACUGAAAUCCCUUUUGUUUUUACACCAAUAGAGGAGCAUGUCAUGUUCUGCACUGGCAUUGAACCAAGUAAUUCCGCUGAUAAAAAAUGUGUAUUGAAUGGGCUACAUUGGCUAAGUACUCAAGAAAUGAAACUUUUGCUGAA
Panicum hallii is the source of this 2123-nucleotide messenger RNA. RefSeq names its product BTB/POZ domain-containing protein POB1-like. The record is from RefSeq and is a predicted model, not a curated record. The coding region runs from base 249 to 1844 and encodes 531 amino acids. Gene Ontology annotation, cellular component: nucleus. Gene Ontology annotation, molecular function: protein binding. Lineage: Eukaryota; Viridiplantae; Streptophyta; Magnoliopsida; Poales; Poaceae. The transcript has 6 exons. Gene Ontology annotation, biological process: response to red light.